CUAAAAGGAUUCUUCCCUACUUUCAUCUGUAAAUUGAGUCAUCUUAAGGUUUUGGACUUGUCUCAUAAUAACGUGACAGGAGUUGUUCCUUCUUGUAUCUCAGAACUCAAAAAUUUCUAUUAUUUUGAUGUAUCAAAUAAUAAACUCAGUGGUUCAAUUCCCUCUUCUAUAUGUUCAAAAAGUUCACGAUCUUCUCUUCAAAUAAUCGACCUCUCUAACAACAGAUUCUCAGGGGUUAUACCAAGUACCUUCGGGUAUUGUAAGAAUCUUCAAUCACUAAAUCUCGGGAGCAAUAAUCUCAUAGGAAAUGUUCCAAAUGAGAUUGAAAAAUUAGAAUGGUUAAGUAUUCUUCAACUGCAGGACAACUAUCUCGAUGGUACUCCUCUCAACUUCAUCAGUAAACUACCUUCGUUGGUAGUUCUUAACUUGGCGAAUAACCAAUUCGAAGGAAGUAUACCCACUGAACUAUUUGGUGCACAAUACUCUCUCUUAAGUAUCAUUUCUUUAAGGUCAAACAAGUUCAAUGGAUCAAUCCCUGAUGAGAUUAAUAAUUUGAAUCAACUGCAAAUUUUGGACUUAUCGCACAACAAUUUCUCCGGACAUAUUCCUAAGCAAUUAGGAGUCUACUGGAUGAAUUUAACAGACGCAUACGAACCUCUUAUGAAUGUGUAUAACAUUCAAUUGCAGAUGGUGAUCAAUGGUAUCAUGUUGGAAUUUGAAAAAAUAUACACUUAUACCUCGGGAUUGGAUCUAUCAUGCAACAUGCUUGAUGGUAACAUUCCAACAGAGAUAGGUCGGUUAAGCGAACUUGCAAGGCUCAAUUUGUCCCACAAUCAUUUUUCGGGUAACAUACCUGCGAGUAUUGGAGAUAUGUCUAACUUAGCUUCCCUGGACUUAAGUUUCAAUAGACUAUCCGGGCAAAUCCCACAAUCGUUAACAUCGCUGGACUCUCUUGGGGUUUUUAACCUAUCUUACAAUGAGUUGAGUGGUCAAAUUCCAAAAGGAAUUCACUUUAGCACGUUGGGUGGUGAUGGCUGGGCUUUUGUUGGGAAUACAUUAUUGUGUGGAGAACCUACAAAGAAUGUUUGUGAAGUGGAAGAAGGCGAUAACAAAGACGAUCAAGAAAAUUAUCAAGAAGAUACAAAUGAGAAAUUGAUAUUGUGUAGUAUUAUUUCUUUAGGGUUUAUAUUGGGAUUUUGGGGUCUAUUCUUCGUGAUGCUUAUAGAAAAGGAAAAAUGGUGGUUUCCAUAUUGGAAAUUUAUCGAUUCUACCGUAGCUGUGAUCAUAAGAUGUAUUCAAAGUGAUAAUACUACCUGAUUAAUUAUAUAAAAUUGCCAAUU
This is a messenger RNA of Papaver somniferum (opium poppy), 1340 nucleotides long. RefSeq names its product putative receptor like protein 25. Gene Ontology annotation, molecular function: protein binding. The record is from RefSeq and is a predicted model, not a curated record. The transcript has a single exon. The coding region runs from base 631 to 1317 and encodes 228 amino acids. Lineage: Eukaryota; Viridiplantae; Streptophyta; Magnoliopsida; Ranunculales; Papaveraceae.